Molecule: messenger RNA, 1679 nt
Organism: Capsicum annuum
Lineage: Eukaryota; Viridiplantae; Streptophyta; Magnoliopsida; Solanales; Solanaceae
Product: glutamine synthetase
Exons: 12
Coding region: 281-1351 (356 amino acids)
Cellular component (GO): cytoplasm
Molecular function (GO): glutamine synthetase activity
Source: RefSeq, a predicted model, not a curated record
AUUUCAGUUAGCCCGGGAAACGUCGAGUUACCUAACUAUAUGGAACAACCAAUAUUCCAUCUCACUUUUCUCAUCCAUUUGAAAAAAAAAAGAUGUAAUAAAUAAUUUAAAUUGUUAAUCACUCAUAUUAUAUUCCUUUUUAAUUAGUUAAAUUAAAUUCUAAGAAAACUCCGUAACAGUUGCCGAUGAAUUUGACAUUCCUCUACUUCCUCUACAUAUACACAAAGCAUUAGUUAAUUUUUCACAAAGAAAAAAGAGUUUUUUUUGAGAAUUUUUCAGUAUGUCUCUGAUUUCAGAUCUCCUCAAUCUCAAUUUGUCUGAAUCCACUGAGAAAAUUCUUGCUGAAUACAUAUGGAUUGGCGGAUCAGGCACGGAUCUCAGGAGCAAAGCCAGGACUCUUUCGGGUCCUGUUAAUGAUCCUUCAAAGCUUCCGAAAUGGAACUAUGACGGGUCUAGCACUGGCCAAGCUCCUGGAGAAGACAGUGAAGUGAUCCUAUAUCCUCAAGCCAUUUUCAAGGAUCCAUUCAGGAGGGGCAACAAUAUUUUGGUCAUGUGUGAUGCUUACACUCCAGCUGGUGAUCCCAUUCCAACAAACAAGAGGUACAGUGCUGCCAAGAUUUUUAGCAACCCUGCUGUUGCUGCUGAAGAACCAUGGUAUGGUAUUGAACAAGAGUACACUUUGCUGCAGAAAGAGGUUAAUUGGCCUCUCGGAUGGCCUCUUGGAGGUUUCCCUGGACCUCAGGGACCUUACUACUGUGGAACUGGGGCUGACAAGGCUUUCGGACGCGAUAUAGUCGACUCACAUUAUAAGGCAUGUCUUUACGCUGGGAUUAACAUCAGUGGCGUCAAUGGAGAAGUGAUGCCUGGACAGUGGGAAUUCCAAGUUGGGCCUGCUGUAGGUAUCUCAGCAGGUGAUGAGGUGUGGGUCGCCCGUUACAUUCUCGAGCGGAUUGCUGAGGCUGCUGGAGUUGUCGUUUCAUUUGACCCGAAACCUAUUGCUGGCGAUUGGAAUGGCGCUGGUGCUCACUCAAACUACAGCACCAAGUCUAUGAGGGCAGAUGGAGGCUAUGAAAUCAUCAAAAAAGCUAUUGAGAAGCUUGGACUGAGGCACAAAGAGCACAUUGCUGCAUAUGGUGAAGGCAAUGAGCGUCGUCUCACUGGAAAACAUGAAACAGCUGACAUCAAAUCGUUCAAAUGGGGGGUUGCCAACCGCGGCUGUUCCGUUCGUGUAGGCAGAGAUACAGAGAAGGCGGGGAAGGGAUACUUUGAGGACAGGAGGCCUGCUUCGAACAUGGACCCAUACGUUGUCACUUCCAUGAUUGCUGAGACCACCAUUGUUUGGAAACCUUGAGCUGUUAAUAAGUGUCUUGCUAUGAUGUUCGAACACUCCAAAUAUGAUAUCUGACUCAUGUCAGAUUCUCUAAAAAUGCAUGGCUUUUGGAGGAUCUGAUACAUGCUCGAUAAUAUUUUUGAAGAGUUCGAGCAACAUAGGUGUUUGAAAGACUUGUUUCUUGUGUCAAAGAAUUGAUUUUGUCUGUUUGUUUUAGUUAAGGUAGUCUAUUCUAUUUUUGUUCUAUUGUUCCGGUUUCCUUAAAAACACUUCAUUCAUUAAAGCUGAAUUCACUGCCUAUAAUUUGGCAAUAUUGUUAAUGACUGUUAUUCCUGUUGGUUUUGACUUA